Messenger RNA from Pogonomyrmex barbatus (red harvester ant), 477 nucleotides. Its product is annotated as odorant receptor Or1-like. Gene Ontology annotation, biological process: sensory perception of smell; detection of chemical stimulus involved in sensory perception of smell. Gene Ontology annotation, cellular component: plasma membrane. The record is from RefSeq and is a predicted model, not a curated record. Gene Ontology annotation, molecular function: olfactory receptor activity; odorant binding. Lineage: Eukaryota; Metazoa; Arthropoda; Insecta; Hymenoptera; Formicidae.
UGCUAGUGUUUGUUUCAUAUUAGAGCUACGAGUAAGAGAUAUUUCGUGAAAUGUGUAUGCAAGUUAUGCAAUUUCCAUUCAAAGUCCUCACAGUGGCAGGAUGCUGGCCACCAAUCUCCUGGUCUUCGUUAUGUAAACGGACAGUGUACAAUGCAUAUACAGUUUUCGUAUGUUUAUUGUUACUUACCUUCAUGUUGCCGCAAUUUAUGGAUAUUGUUCUGAUUGUCGAUAAUCCGGACGAUUUCACGGAAACUUUUUAUGUAAUGCUGGCUAUGGUCAUAGCUUGCUGUAAAAUGUUCAGUCUAUUACUAAAUCGCAAAAAUAUUGAGAUAUUCACCGAUACGUUGGUUGAAAAACCGUUUAAACCGUUGGAACCAGAUGAAAUUGAGAUUCGACAAAAAUAUAACAACAUAAUACAGUAAGGAGGUUGGAACAUCUUAGUGUCAGAUAAAAGGAUCAUUUUAAUUUUAGUUCCAU